Messenger RNA from Mizuhopecten yessoensis (Yesso scallop), 1278 nucleotides. RefSeq lists its product as uncharacterized. The record is from RefSeq and is a predicted model, not a curated record. The coding region runs from base 66 to 1004 and encodes 312 amino acids. Lineage: Eukaryota; Metazoa; Mollusca; Bivalvia; Pectinida; Pectinidae. The transcript is spliced from 4 exons.
GUCGAAGUGACGUCAAGAAGACAGCUCAACAUGUGUUGUCGCUAAACACGACGCUGACUCAACGAAUGUACGAGUUAAAAGCACUGGUUUGGAUUGUAUUGACAGCUUACAUCGUCACAGCUGUUACAGGAGACAACAGAGCCGAAGAUACGAACGUCAUUCGCUAUGUCUCAAAAACUGAUGACGUCAGAACGGAUCAACCUACGUCAAAGCCACUUAAGAAUACUGUCAUUGUUGGGGACAAUGAAGCGCGGGAAAAUACCAAAUAUGUUUCAUUACAUGUAAACAAAUCAGCGACAAAACAAACAGAAAAUUACAGGACAAACUUUUCAGUAAAAGCACAACUUUUGUUUCCGAAACAUAAACAUGGCCGAAAUAGAACACUGAUCAACAGCCGAACGUUGCGUAGUUGUUGCCAUAGGAACGCUUUGAGAACUUUUAUAACUAAGAGUUUACACAACAGUAAACCAGACGAACACGAACAAAAUAACGACGCUGAAACGCACCAAACAAGAGAAACAUCAACAAAUUUAAAUAGUAGGCACCUGCAGCUUAGCGAUGAAACUCAAACGGAUAACGACGUCGGGAGCAGGUCUCACGGGACCGGUCGUAGGAGGCGUUACGCCUACGAGGACAACUACGACAUGCAGUAUGACGAGCGGUUCGACUACGACGAUGACCCCGAGGAAACCAAGAAAUGGAAGAAAUACGCCAAAAACUGGGACAAGAUUGGCCUCCGUUUAAUCUACAUGGGAUCCACUGCCAUCAUGGUCACGUGCUUCUGUUGUGUAUGCUGCCGGAAGUGCUGUCAGCUCGCGUGCGACUCCUGUUGUCACUGUUUCUAUAACUGUUUUGACAGGAUUCGCUGUAGGGAUCCAAUGUACCGUAAAAUAAAGAACAUGUGUGACAGGCUUGAUAUAAAGAUGGAUUACGCAACCUACAAAAACCUAAAGCAAGGCUACACUCAGGACUUGGCCGAGCAGGGGUUCCAGUUCAAUUUAUAGGCGUCAAGGUCACGGCAUAGAGUUCAAGGUCAGCACACUUCUGGACUCGGCUACAUUACACUUUAAUAUGACAAUUAUAAACUUUGGAUAUAUUUCUAUCACGGAUGUUGUCUUAAAAUCAGAACGUAAACACAAUGUGCUCAAAACUACCACCACCAGGAAUAUGACGUGAUAGACUUUCACUUAACAUAGCUUUUCUCCCAAAUCUCUGUUUCACCUGGUUAUUUAUAUUCAAUUCUAUUAAAAUCAAACAGAAAUUAAAGGCAGGACAAAC